Aspergillus melleus is the source of this 1104-nucleotide messenger RNA. It is a transcript of the gene TES1, whose product is annotated as acyl-CoA thioesterase. Lineage: Eukaryota; Fungi; Ascomycota; Eurotiomycetes; Eurotiales; Aspergillaceae. The record is from RefSeq and is a predicted model, not a curated record. Gene Ontology annotation, biological process: acyl-CoA metabolic process; fatty acid catabolic process. Bases 1 to 1104 code for a protein of 367 amino acids. The transcript is spliced from 4 exons. Gene Ontology annotation, cellular component: peroxisomal matrix. Gene Ontology annotation, molecular function: fatty acyl-CoA hydrolase activity.
AUGGCCAACAGACGAGUCACCCUGCUAGAGCCCCCUGCGUUGGAUGCCUCCAAAGCGCCGAUCGAAAAUGUCUUGGAGUUGACGCCGGUAGUCGACAUCGGACCUGAUGUCUUCACCAACACCCGUCCUCUUUGGCACCCGCCCGGAGCGCGGGGCAUUUACGGCGGCGCGGCGAUUGCGCAGUCCCUUUCCGCGGCGAUGCGGACAGUCCCCUCCGAUUUCGCCGUCCACAGCAUGCACUGCUAUUUCGUGCUGGCUGGCGACUCUGAAAUCCCGAUUCUGUAUCAUGUCGAACGAGUGCGCGACGGGCGGAGUUUUAUCACACGGACAGUCCAGGCCAGACAGCGCGGGCGACCUAUCUUCACCACUACCCUGAGCUUCAGCAAGGCGAAUAGCGGCGGCAAGAAGAAGUUGGAACAUGCGACGCCGAUGCCGGCGGUUCCGCUACCGGAUGACUCUUCCCCAGGGUCUAAGAAGCGGUUCGAUGAGGGCGGCGGUGGACCGUUUGAGUCGCAGAAGGCGGGAGUUGUGAAUCGGGACUCGAAUCCCGAAGAUAAGCGACUGCGACGAUUUGUUCGAGCCCGAGGAAAGAUCUCCGACGGCGGAGGCCACCACGCCCAUCUUUCAGCCCUCGCCUACAUCACCGAUAGUUAUUUCGUUGGUACGGUGUCGCGCGUCCACGAUAUCCCUCGAUUCACCUCCCCCGCCGAGCUCAAGAAGUUCUUGAAUGCGCUCAAGAACCCGUCUGAUCUCGAUGACGAAGAUAUCUCGCGGGCUCUUAAGGAACUGAAGGAGGAAGAGACGGCCGAGUUGCGGCGCCGGUUGGAAGGCGCGCUCAGCAAGGCCACGAACGAGAAGAACAAGGCGGAACACAAGGAAGUCGGUAUGAUGGUCAGCCUUGACCAUUCGAUCUAUUUCCACAAUCCCUGGGCAUUCCGCGCCGAUGAAUGGAUGCUCACGGAGAUGGAAAGUCCUUGGGCCGGCGAGGGUCGGGGAUUGGUGCUGCAGAAGAUGUGGUCUAAGGACGGAACCUUGAUCGCCACGUGCACGCAAGAGGGCGUUGUGAGGCUGAAACAGGAUGAAACCCCUCGCGCGAAGAUAUAG